AUUCACUCUCCGGUCUUCCCCUGCCCUCGCUCGCCACCUCGCUUCCGCCUUCCCCAGCCGCCAACCCGUCCCCCAUUCGCAGAAAAAAUCCCAUCGCACACCUCUAGCGCCGGCCUCACCUCCAUCCUCGACAGUGGCAAUGGCAAAGCCUCGACCGCUACCACUUCUUUGAUUUAACACCUAGCACACGCUCGUCAUCUCCAGUCCGCCGCGAGCCCUGGCAGCAUCCGUCCAAGAACCUGUUAUCCGCGAGUGAACCACUUAGCCAAGAACCGGAACAUAAACAGUGCCAGCACGCGCCGCUCCUCGGUGUGAUGUGAUGGAAGACGCGAAAUGUUCCUGCACCAGAACGACUACUACCAGCAGAACCACGAGUCGUCCUCCGACGGGUGCCUGUCGCCGCGGGGCUCGCCGGGCUGCCACCCCCUGAGCCUGUCCAGCCCCAUGUCCAUCUCCUCGGACCCGGGCAUGUCGUCGCAGCCCUACACCCCCAACUACUACAAGCAGGAGAGCUGGGGCCACUACGGGGAGAACAACAACGUGUACGGGUACAAGUCGGACGGGGGCGGCUACGGCAGCCAGGAGUUCUACCGGGCCCCGUGCAAGUACAAGAAGGACGCCAAGAAGGGGGCGGCGGCGCAGGCCGGCAUGGAAGUGAUGAAGAAGCGGCGGCUGGCGGCGAACGCGCGGGAGCGCAGGAGGAUGAACAGCUUGAACGACGCCUUCGACAGGCUGAGGGACGUGGUGCCGUCGCUGGGGAACGACAGGAAGCUGUCCAAGUUCGAGACGCUGCAGAUGGCACAGACGUACAUCGCCGCUCUGCACGAGCUGCUGCAGAGGGACUGAUUGUGAUAUGGUCUGUUCUAUUUAUUUAUUUAUUCUAGAGUUAGAUCAAGAUGAUGGUCUUGAAGGCGGGCUGGGUUUGCCUAGAUCGUGCAAUAUUAGAUAUUAAGAAUAUCCAGACGUGCAAUAUCUGUGUCGAUAUUUUUAAUUGUAGGUUAGUGUAAUCGGUGCGCUUCUCUAUGACUUUGUGAUAUCGGAAUACAGUGCAAUAAUAAUCGGUACAGUGCGGUUGGAGGGAUCAGUGCAAUUAUUUACUUUACUUACUUAAGCACACAGUAUUAACGCUAACAAGUUUUUAGAAUAUGUGCAAGUUUAAGCUGGUUGUUAUUUUUUUACAUAUUUAUUGACUUGUUCCUUCUUGUUCUCUGUUUUUAUUUUGAUGUAAUUAUGUACGAUAUUGUAAAUGAGCGUUUUUAUGUUCCUUUUGUAAUAUAUUUUUACCAAAUGUAUCUCAGUUAGUG
Molecule: messenger RNA, 1304 nt
Organism: Zophobas morio
Lineage: Eukaryota; Metazoa; Arthropoda; Insecta; Coleoptera; Tenebrionidae
Product: transcription factor Atoh7-b-like
Exons: 1
Coding region: 334-846 (170 amino acids)
Biological process (GO): axon development; positive regulation of transcription by RNA polymerase II; sensory organ development
Cellular component (GO): nucleus
Molecular function (GO): DNA-binding transcription factor activity, RNA polymerase II-specific; protein dimerization activity; E-box binding
Source: RefSeq, a predicted model, not a curated record